CCUGAUCUUCCGUGUGCGUAUCCAUAGCACGUGACUACUUGUUGUAUGACAAUAUGGCGGCGCCCUGUUUCGCUGGCUUUGCGUCGAAACCAGGGCUGGGAGGUUCCCUCCGGAGAGCCUGUGCUCUGUGGAUGCACGGUCCUUCUGUCCUACGUCAACAACACAGGAGGUUCUUCUGGCGGAAGUGGAAUAAUUCGGAUUUUACUCAUAAUGUUGUUCGGCCGGCUACCGUAAGGCCUGCUUACUCCGUUCCCAAGCACAUCGUGCGACCUAACUAUAUUGGCAAAGCAGUGGUCCCAGAAUGGCCAGACUAUAUAGAGCUCAAGGACCAGGAGCAGAUCGCGGGGCUCACCAAAGCCUGCCAGCUGGCAAGACAGGUGUUGCUACUGGCUGGACGUUGUCUCAAGGUUGGCAUGACGACAGAUGAGAUAGACUUCAUAGUCCACCAAGAGACGAUUAAACACAAUGCGUAUCCCUCCCCUCUCCGAUACGGGGGGUUCCCCAAAUCAGUCUGUACUUCUGUCAACAACGUCAUCUGUCACGGUAUACCGGACAGCCGUCAGCUCCAAGAUGGAGAUAUCAUUAAUGUUGAUGUGACUGUUUACUUUGAGGGUUACCAUGGCGACACCUCAGAAACCUUCUUGAUUGGCCAGGUGGAUGAGCCCGGGCAGCGGCUGGUUGAGAUAGCGAAGCGCUGUCGAGACGAAGCCAUCGCUGCUUGCAGACCUGGCGCGCCGCUCAGUGUCAUAGGGAACACUAUUAGUGAGAUAGCCCUCACAAGUGGCUUUGAAGUGUGUCCCUAUUUCAUUGGCCAUGGAAUAGGCUCCUACUUUCAUGGUCAUCCUGAAAUCUGGCAUCAUGCAAAUGACAAUGACAUGACCAUGGAUGAAGGCAUGGCCUUCACAAUAGAACCCAUAAUAACGGAGGGAUCUUCAGAGUUCAGAAUCCUGCGAGAUAAAUGGACAGCAGUUUCUGCAGAUGACAAAAGGUCGGCUCAGUUUGAACACACAGUGGUCAUCACCUCUGAUGGGGUAGAUAUCCUUACCAAGCUUCCAGAAGAGAGCAGUCUGUGACCUGGUGGAAUCCAUGGUUCCUGGCCUGGAUACUAAUAUUUAGUGUGUAUGUGUGCAUUGUGUAAAUUUCAACUUGUAUGUAUAAAGACACAGAUAAAGUAUCAUUUUAUUGUAACUUUCAUGCCAUAAGUCUCAAUGUUUUUACUUUAAAAGUGUUUUAACAAUUUAUCAUUUAUUAGACAAAGGACAUAAAGUGUAUGGUGGUUGUACCUCAAACCAUAAUAACUGUAGUUUAGUUGCCUUCAUGCUUGUGGGCUUUGGAUAACUUCAUGUGUUUGUUUUUAAAUGGUGGAUUAUUGGCCACAUUGACAGGUCGGGCCUAUCAGCAGUCGUUGAUUAUCUGUCGGCUGGACUGUCUUGCACUGCUGACCUGCACUACUGUAAGGCAGGCAUUUUGCUGACUGUAUCCCUGAGCAACGUAUCUGAGUCUACACCCCAAAAUACCGGGCAGAAAUGGCACUAACUACACAUUAUGUCAUUCAGUAUUAUGCAUUGUUGGCACACUGAGUAACAGAAAUGUCCCUAAAACCAGAAAAAUUAGCAUAGUCAAGCCCUGACUUCUCAUUUGAUAACCAAUGUCGAAAACAUUCAAGAGGCUUUUCCAUCCCUUUCCUUUUGGGAACACUAGCUUCACAUAUUUAAAAUGUAAUCACGUUGAAUUGCUCCUAGUGGCCCAGUUGCAAGUUCACCAAUCAGCCAAUAGAUGGCAGCAUGACUAUAUUUCAGCAUGGACAUAACGAAUAGGGUUUCUUCUGAACAGAAUUGGCAAGUAGCACUAAGGUAACUACUAUGAAGGUUAAUCAUUUUGCAGAGUAAAACUAAUCAACUCCCUUUGUAUAAAGUUGUUUUAUGACGUUGCCCAUUUAAAUGGUAAAAUGUUUAUUUUGUGCUUUAAUUAACAUUCAUAAAAUGGAAAACUUACAUUAAUUACAUAAAAACAUAAUCCAAGGUUAAGGGCUAUAGGCUGGCAUAAAUAAUUUAAAACACUGCACUCUUACCACACGCAGGAUUGGUUGGCUGAUACCCUUCAGCCAUGGCCUUGAGGCAGCAUUCCUUGGGCAUUUUUCAUUUUUUCUAAUCUUUCUUGUCUGCAGUUGGAAUUGAUAAAGAAUAAGUUCCACUGUUUCCAGGUCCCUUCUCCUUAUUCUUAUGCUAACCCUUAUUUCCCUUCAUGUACUUCAGAUUUACAUGCCAACACCUGUUCCCAUGUAAAUCGAAAUUUCUUUACUAUGUAUGAGGACAUCAAGUUCUGGGAAUAUAUCUGCAAAGCUUUCAAUUUGGUGAGCUGUGUGUUUGUGUGCGUGCAUGCGUAUGUACUGUAGAGCAUAUCACAAUGCCAGUUAAAGUUGUGCAGGAAGGAUUAGAUAAAUAAAGGUGGGUCAGCUUAUCUCAUAUGACUAGCUUCAGCUAAGGAAAUGAUUCACACUCUGACUGGAGUAGGUCUACAGUAAAUCAUCCAGUAAUCCAGCAUAAAGC
Gadus chalcogrammus (walleye pollock) is the source of this 2549-nucleotide messenger RNA. RefSeq names its product methionyl aminopeptidase type 1D (mitochondrial) (gene metap1d). NCBI's taxonomy places the organism in Eukaryota, Metazoa, Chordata, Actinopteri, Gadiformes, Gadidae. Gene Ontology annotation, molecular function: metalloaminopeptidase activity. The transcript is spliced from 10 exons. Gene Ontology annotation, biological process: proteolysis. Bases 54 to 1073 code for a protein of 339 amino acids. The record is from RefSeq and is a predicted model, not a curated record.